This is a messenger RNA of Cherax quadricarinatus, 2889 nucleotides long. Lineage: Eukaryota; Metazoa; Arthropoda; Malacostraca; Decapoda; Parastacidae. The record is from RefSeq and is a predicted model, not a curated record.
AUUCCACUGCAGUAGUGGUCCAGUGCUGCCCGGUCCAUCCCUCACAAGCGAGCAUUCGAUACUCACAUUCACCGGGAUCGAACAUGGUCUGGGUCAUCGAAGACCAGAAACGGACUGUACCAGAAUUAGCAGUAAUCAGGAAUCGUUAAUUAAGACCGGGGAGGAUUCGUUAAGACUGGGAUUCGUAACGACAGAAAUCCUCGGGAUCCACCUGGACAUCUCCACAGACACUGGUAAUGGCUGAUUUUUGCUUUGACUGUCGACGAGACUACACUGUGAUUCGUCAUCCCGUCACCCGCACCUGUGGCCACACCUCCUGCAGGGAGUGUGUCAUCAAGCAACGACAGAGCCGACGCCAGUGCCACGCUUGCUUCAUGAAGCAAAUUGGCCUCAGAGAGCCUCGGGAAAGUCUCACAGAGCCAGCAGAGGGUGUACCAGCCACCUCCCUCACCACAGAACCUUCAUCUCCCUCCUCCAGGAUGACAGGAGCUGGUAGCACUCAACGUAAGAGUGGAAUACCAACGUUCGCAGACACCAAGAGGAGGUCUGAUAACCCGGGAGCAGUGUUCAACAAGGUUUCAAACAGUAUCCCCGGCGUUCACACAAGCCGUGUACCACCACCCACCAUCUAUGACCGCCGGGGAGCCACCAGUCACACUGACCUCCAGAAAGGGUCACGGGCCUGCGAUAAGGUCGGGAGUGUGGAGGCGAGAGCAGAGCAGAACCCGAGCAUAAGAAACUUCAUAAACAAAUAUGAACAGUUAGCACACAAAUCAGGUCAACCCUCAAACCUGCUGCCCAACAAGGAACAUGUAGGCGGUAAUAGAAGAUACCAGAUCAGUGGUCAGGUGUCCAGAGAGGACGCAGCAGACGGCCACUACAAUAAGCAAGGUACAGCUCUCAAACACUUGUCGAAGAGCACGGGAGAACUGAACAUACUCCUACUGGAGAAGACGCCGAACACGACCUCUGGCAAUAGUCAAGGAAGGCAAGGCCGAUUCUACGGCAGCAGAGAUGAGUUGAAUCAGGGCAUAACAGAAAGGAGGACUAUCCCUUCCCUUCUGAAGCAACCAAGUUCAACGGAACACAUCUUUGGUACCAGAACCAUGACCAAACCUCGGGUCUUAGCCCAGCGAAGCUCAUCACACGAUGGUAGAGCAGAGGCGGACAAUAUCAAUGUAAACAUCAGGAGGCCCACCUCCCUCAAGCGGCCUAAUUCUCUCGAAGGGCUGGACAACACCAACAGAGAGCUACCGAACAAGCUACAUCUUAGGAGAGGCUCACUCGGUCGCCUCUAUAACCAUGAACCAACGACCAUGUACACCCCAAGAAAAGCCUCACACACAGAGCUCUCCAUCGAGGGAGAUAAACCGUCGAAGUUCACAAGGAACGUGAAGCCAGGUUAUGCAGCCCAACACAGCAGCAGUACUAACAGCAAAAGUGCAAACAUAAACAGCACCAACAUUAGUAACAGCACCACCAACAGCAGCAGCAGCACCACCACCACCAGCAACAGCAGCAGCACCAGCAACAGCAGCAGCAACAACAGCAGCAACAACAACAGCAGCAGCAACACAAGUCACAAUCCUACACAACAGGAGGUGAGCAUGGAGACGGCCGGCAUCCACGCAGCCAGACCCAUCAUCAUUGUUGAGUCCAGAGACCCACUAUCAACCCUGGAUGACGACAACUGGGAGACGCAGGAGCAGCAACAGGUGACAGCUAUCCUAAAGGCAGAAGACUACAAACGGAUCAUCUCAGCACUCAAGACGGAGCUGAGGAGUGUCACACACAAGAAGGAAAGCGCUGAGAAGGAUUGUCUCAGCAUCCAGGAGGAACUGAAACAAACCAGGAAAGAGGUAAUCAAGGGUAAGACAGAGCAGUUGGUCUUGAGACAAGAGCUGACCAAGUUGGAACAUCUGGUCACCACUCAGGACACACACAUCGCCAACAUGGAACAAGAAAUUCAGGAGCUCAAAAGACCAUCAUCUUCAGGCGGGGAGAGACUGAGAGAGGAGGUUGAAGAGGAACUGAGGAGUAAGGAACACCAAUGGCUCAGUGAACGACUAGACAAGGAGCGGACCAUCGAAGCUCUGCAGCUGGAGCUGCGCGAGACCAGGCAGCAGCUGCAGCAGUACCACCAGCAGGAGGACCUUGUUGGGGAGUUGAAACAUCAACUGACGAAGAGCGAGCAUGAGAUCUCCAUCCUGAAGGUGCAGCUGCGGGAGAAAGAAACGGAGACCAGGAGGUACAGAGCCUUGGCCUCCAAGUCCCCUCUGGCCUUGCAGAGAGAGGCGCCCGUGGGACUCCCUAACUUUGGCAACACCUGCUACAUCAACUCCAUCAUCCAGUGUCUUUAUAGCAUACAGGCUCUUCGGCAGUAUUUUAUCAGUGAGAAAUACAAGAAGGACCUGAACAAUAUGAGCGAGCAGAAGGGGGAGGUGGCACUGGCACUCGCCGAGGUCUUCCAAGCUCUCAACUCUGGUACUAAGACUGACGAGUCCAUCAGGAAAUUUAAGAAAGUGAUGGCAAAGCACGACAGUGAGUUUGAGGGCCAUGAUCAGCAGGAGGCCCACGACCUGUUCUUAGCUCUGCUGCAGUGCCUGCAUAACGACCUCUCCAAGUCUAGCAACAACGAGCAGAUCAAUGACCACCACAGUAACUCCACCUCCUUCAUCGCCAGCAUCUUCUACGGUGUCCAGAAGUCUGUCAUAUAUUGUCGUGAGAAAAAAAUUACCGUGUACAGCUCCACUGAGUCUUUCAACAACCUGACCUUGUCAGUCUUAGGCACCGAGGAGCAUAAACUGGGGGUGAGGAUGUUGUUUCUUCAGCUCGUGUGUGUCUGCAUAUAUCUGCUGUACUCUCCACUAUUAUUAUCAUAAAAUAAAG